Molecule: messenger RNA, 3652 nt
Organism: Elgaria multicarinata webbii
Lineage: Eukaryota; Metazoa; Chordata; Lepidosauria; Squamata; Anguidae
Gene: DENND1B
Product: DENN domain containing 1B
Exons: 23
Coding region: 25-2385 (786 amino acids)
Biological process (GO): endocytic recycling; endocytosis
Cellular component (GO): nuclear speck; cytosol; intracellular membrane-bounded organelle
Molecular function (GO): guanyl-nucleotide exchange factor activity; phosphatidylinositol phosphate binding
Source: RefSeq, a predicted model, not a curated record
CUUUCACCGGCCCGAGAUGCGACCAUGGACUGCAGGAUCAAGGAAAAUCCAGAGAGUACCUUUGAUUUGGUGCUACAGGUAAAAUGCCAGGCUUCUGAAAAUGAAGAUCCUGUGGUUUUGUGGAAGUUCCCGGAGGACUUUGGAGACCAGGAAGUACUCCAGAGCAUACCUAAAUUCUGCUUUCCUUUUGACAUUGCAAGGGUGACCCAGGUGGGACAGCACUUUACCUUUGUGCUUACUGACAUUGAAAGCAAACAAAGAUUUGGAUUUUGCCGGUUAACUUCAGGAGGCAAAGUAUGCCUUUGCAUUUUAAGCUACUUACCAUGGUUUGAGGUGUACUACAAACUUUUAAAUACACUGGCAGAUUAUUUGGCUAAAGAACAGGAAGAGGACUUGAAUGACUUAUUAGAAAACUGGUAUAGCCAUCCUGUACCUGAGGCGAACACUCCUAUCAGCUUAAAUUUGAACAACGAAAUGUUUUUUGCAAGCGAGCAAGUUUUGAAAAACCAACCAUGUUUAAUAGCGCAUUCAUAUUUCAUUACUCCUGAUAUAACUGGAUUGCCAACAGUACCCGAAAGUAGAAAUCUUACUGAAUAUUUUGUUGCUGUGGAUGUGAACAACAUGCUGCAACUUUAUGCCAGCAUGUUGCAUGAGAGACGCAUCAUUAUUACCUCCAGCAAACUAAGCACUUUAACUGCUUGUAUUCAUGGGUCAGCUGCGCUGUUAUAUCCAAUGUACUGGCAACAUAUAUACAUCCCUGUGCUCCCUCCACAUCUGCUGGACUACUGCUGUGCACCAAUGCCAUACUUGAUUGGAGUUCACUUCAGUUUAAUGGAGAGAGUGAAAAGUAAAUCACUGGAGGAUGUGGUGAUGCUAAAUGUUGACACGAACACUUUGGAAACUCCUUUUAAUGACCUGAGCAACCUACCAAGUGAAGUGGUCUCGGCCUUGAAAAAUAAACUGAAGAAGCAGUCCACAGCUACUGGUGAUGGAGUAGCCAGGGCCUUCCUUAGAGCGCAGGCGGCAUUGUUUGGAUCCUAUAGAGAUGCACUAAGAUACAAACCUGGAGAGCCCAUCAGUUUCUGUGAAGAAAGUUUUAUCAAGCAUCGUUCCAGCGCUACUAAACAGUUUCUGGAAACUGCAGCGAACCUUCAACUUUUUAAACAGUUUGUUGAAGGUCGGCUUGCAAAGCUAAAUGCAGGAAAAGGGUUCUCCGACGUGUUUGAAGACGAAAUCUCUGCCGGUGGCUUCAGUGGAGGAAAUUCAAGAUCAUAUCACCAGUGGGUGUAUACUGUAAAGAAAGGAGGAGCGUUGAUCAACACAGCGAUGAACAAAGCCAGCCCAGCUAUGAAAACAGCAUACCGAUAUGCAAAAAACCAUGCAAAACAGGGAAUAAAAGAGGUGAAGAGUAAGUUGAAACACAAGGAAACAGAAGAUGAGUAUGGAACUUGUAGCUUGGGUGUUGUGCAAUACACUCCAAUCUACACAUCGCACAAUGCACAGAAAUUGAACACAGAAAAAAGACGGGUUGCACAGACACGAUUUGGGAAUCUUCAUACCAGUACACGGAAUCAUGAUUCAGCCUUGGAUGAGGACGCCGAUGACGAAAUGGACAGAGGAAGCAAAUUGUCAUCUGAAGACAGUGAAGAAACAUCGUGCUAUUUGUAUGACAGCGAUGACUCCGGGGAAAUGGCCAAACCGUCUGUUCCCUCAGGAGAAAUGGACUUGCUAGGAGAGAUUUUGGAUAGUUUGAGUACACACAGUUCUGAUCAAGGGAAGCUCUCCGGAGCCAAGAGCCUAGACUUCUUUCGAUCAAUGGAUGAUAUUGAUUACAAGACAAAGAAUAAAUCCAAUACGCCAAGUGAGAGCAAUCUUGCUCUGCUUUGCAGCGGUCAGACUUCUGACCCAGCCAACUGGAAUCUUGGGCAAGAUGACAGCAUUCUCCGUGGGAAGCAGCUCCCUCCAUCACCAAGGAAACAUGGUCCUUCUGGCGGCCACAGAGAAUCUCUCUUUGUGUUAAAUAAAGAACGUCCCACCCAUACCUCUAGUGCUGACAAUGUGGGGUUCCUUAAAACUCACACACGAUCUCUAAACUCAUCUCAACAAACUAUGCAGUUGUGUUCUCCAGGAGCUUUUGAAGUAAAGAAGACUAAGUGGAACGAAACACUAAGCAGUACCUCAGAAGAUGAGACAUCCUUACGCCUGAGCCAAAAUCCAUCCUCUCUAGUUCCUUGGGAAAGAGAAACUAGAAAAGGAAAUGAACUCCUAGAAGAGGGUGGGCUUCUUCAUGAAGUGGUAUCAUUGUGUAAAAUGACUUCUGCUUUCAACCAUGGUUUAAACAUUUCAGGGGACAGGUUUUCCAGUAGCAGUGGGAAUAAGGCAUAAGAAUUUUUUGAGGAGAGAAGUUGCACUCCUGACAAAGACUAAAGGAAGACAACUCAGGAUUCCAUAUCACAAAGCAAACCAAAAGAUCACAAAGGAAAUGACAAAUCUUUAGUUUAGUUGUGGUUUGCCUCGUAUGUGCAUUUUCCCCCUUUUAUUUUUUGAACAUAUCUCUUCUUGAAUUACAUUGCUGCAUUUAAAUUCACAAUAUGGGCCUGGAUUGAGGAUGGGGCCAUAGCUCAGUGUUUAGAGCACAUGCUUUACAUGUAGAAGGUCCCAGUUUCAAUCCUAGGAAUCUCCAGGUAGAUCUGGGAAAGAUCCCUGUCUGAAACUUGGAGAGCUGCUGCCUGUCAGUGUAGACAUUACUGAAUUAGAUACCCUGGCUUGGUAUAAGAGAGCUUGCUCUUUUCAGCUAAUGCAUUCUAGAAUCAAGGUACUAGUUUAACUCCAUGUUUAAGCUACAGCUGGUAUGUGGCACUUGCUAGUUUUUACUGUUUCCCUUCCCCCUGUGCAUAAAGAAUCAUAUCUUCACAGGUAGGCAUUGCCUUUUAUGUUGUUGCUGAGCACAAAAUGAAUAAGUACAGUAUGUUUCCCCCCCUGAAACCUAUAAAUACUGUUAAUCCAUGAUUUAAUUGCCUUAAAGUUAUAGGAACAGAUUUCAAUAUCCUAAAGGAUGAAUUUCUACUAUUUGGAAAAGAGACACCAUUAUUUCAUAGCAGUGAAGUGCUUGAAAAAAGGGAAAUGUGGACCAUUUCCAAACUACAGGAACUCCUAUGACUCCUGGCGGUUACUCACAAAACCAUAUUUUAUAUAGUGAAUUCAGUUGUCCCAUGGGAGCCUGGUCAGAUGGGAAUCUCCACCCUAUGUUGUUAUCCAUGGGGAUAACUGUUUUCAUAUAGCCAAGCAAUAUCCACCAGUGAGAGGAAAGCUCUCAUGGUGAAUUUAUUAUCACAUGAAUUGUCAAGGAUUUGUCUGAAUUUAUCCUGAAAUAACUUUUCUUUUUAACAAAGCAGGCAACCUGGCCACAUCUUCCAGACCCUGAAAAAUGGUACUGUUUUUUAAAAAAAACCCUUUUGAAGUGCUAAAAUACAGUGUGAAGUUUACAACUUUUUAAAGAUCUCAUUUGCUGUCAACAUUUCCUAUCUUCAGUUUUCUUGAAGGAAAAAGUUUUGAACUGAACAAAUUGAUUUUUAUUGGGAUGGAAUCUCCAUGCUUUAAUAUUUCUGUAUUAAAACUGAUCUGCUCUACUGGGUUCAUGCCUAUUUAACCU